Molecule: messenger RNA, 6062 nt
Organism: Sus scrofa (pig)
Lineage: Eukaryota; Metazoa; Chordata; Mammalia; Artiodactyla; Suidae
Gene: KBTBD6
Product: kelch repeat and BTB domain-containing protein 6
Molecular function (GO): protein binding
Source: RefSeq, a predicted model, not a curated record
AGUAUUAUUCAGUAAGUGAAUGGGUAGGUAAACCGAUAUAUCCAUAAGAUAGGAUAUUAUUCAGGGAUCCAAAGAAAUGAACUAUCAAGCCAUGGAAGGACAUGGAGGAAUCUGAGUUGAAUAUUGCCAAGUGAAAGAAGCUAUAGUAAAGGCUACACACUCUAUGAUUCCAACUAUAUAACGUUCUGGAAAAUGUAAAACUAGACAGUAAGAAGAUCAAUGAUACCCAGGGGCUGGGGGGCAAAGAGGAGGCGGCAUGUAUAGAUCUGAACAGAGGAUUUUUAGGACCGAGAAACUAUCCCGUAUAUCACUACGACAGGUACAUGCCAUAGAACAUUUUUCAAAACCCAUAAACCUGUACAAUACCAAGAGGAAACCCUAAUAUAAACUACAUGCUUUAAUUAGUUGAUGUAUCAGUGUAAAGUUCAUCAUUUGCAGCCACAGUGUAUGCUAACGCAAAAUGAGGUAAACAGGUGAAACUGUUGUGAGGGGCUGGAGUAUAAGGGAGCUUCCUGUGGCUUUCUGCUGGAUUUUUCCACUAAACCUAAAACUGAUCUUGAGAUCUAUUUAUUACAAAAACAAAAAAACAACAAAAAAGUAUCUCUGCAUAAACCCGCAGGGCUUUUUGCAUUUUUCUACAGGCGCAUGAUCGAAUGAGAGAGUGCUUCGUUUUUCAUAAAUGCUAGAAGCUAAAACGAAUUGAACCUUUAUAUUUUGGGUAUUGCGUAAGUACUUUCUUCUACUAAUCAACAAAUAUUUAUUCCGAGCAAGGAUACCCAGCCUACGCAAUUUAUGCGUAUACUGCCUACGCAACUUAUGCGUACAUCGCCUACGCAAUUUAAUCGUCACACAGCGCUAAGAAAUACCAUCGCUAUUAAUGUUUCAAAAAACAAGAGACAGCUCUGGGACAGACAAUUAAUAAAUGCCAGAAUGGGCAUUUAAUCUGAAUUCUAAGCCCCAAAUUCGAAACCUUAAAACCGUACCAAAGAGAAUUAGCGAUUUCUAACUCCAUCAUUUGAAACAAUGAACGGCCGACAAAUCUCGCGACAUUACUGAAGCUACUACUACUCCCAACAUGCAAAGCGGUUUCCGUGCCGCAGACUGUGCCGCAGCCUAUGCCGCAGCACAUGCCGCAGCGGCCACAGCGGCCGCAGCGCCCGCAGCGCCCCGGCAUUCCUUGAGGCGCGAAAGGCAACCUGGGAGCUGUAGUUCUUCUGGACACCGACUGGUAUUGCCAGCGCGGCCGCGGCGGAUCUCUCGCUUGCAGCCAGUAGGUCCUGUGAGGGCGAGUUGAGGCGGAGAAAGGGCGUGGAACUGGAAACGGGUGAGUCCGACGCGGUGUACGCGAUAAAGGGAGGCGGCACCGCGGUGUAGGGCUGACUUAGAUAAAUGGACCAGUGCUGCAGUCUCUCCGGAGACACUGCGAUCUUAGCGUCAGCGAGAAGAGGGUGAGGAGGCGCCCGAGCCCGGUCUUUGCACCCGUUCUCGCCCUCAGCUCCCUACCAGCAUCUCCACCAUGCAGUCCCGGGAAGAAGCUUCGCGCUCUCGCCGCCUCGCCAGUCCCCGCGGUGGAAAGCGGCCUAAAAGGGUUCACAAACCCACGGUUUCGGCUUUUUUCACGGGGCCGGAGGAGUUGAAGGACACGGCCCAUUCCGCAGCCUUGCUGGCACAGCUCAAGUCCUUCUACGACGCGCGGCUCCUCUGUGAUGUGACCAUCGAGGUGGUCACGCCUGGCAGCGGGCCUGGCACGGGCCGCCUCUUUCCCUGCAACCGUAACGUGCUGGCCGCCGCGUGUCCCUACUUCAAGAGCAUGUUCACCGGCGGCAUGUACGAGAGCCAUCAGACGAACGUGACCAUGCACGACGUAGAUGCCGAAUCCUUCGAGGUGCUGGUCGAUUACUGCUACACGGGUCGCGUGUCCCUGAGUGAAUCCAACGUGGAGCGCCUUUACGCGGCCUCGGACAUGCUGCAGCUGGAGUAUGUGCGGGAAGCCUGUGCCUCGUUCCUAGCCCGCCGCCUUGACCUGGCCAACUGCACGGCCAUCUUCAAGUUCGCCGACGCCUUCGGCCAUCGCAAGCUGCGGUCGCAGGCCCAGUCCUUUAUCGCGCACAACUUCAAGCAGCUCAGCCAGAUGGGUUCGAUCCGCGAGGAGUCUCUGGCCGAUCUGACCCUGGCCCAACUGCUGACUGUCUUGCGCCUGGAUAGUCUGAACAUUGAGCAUGAGCAGACUGUGUGUCACGUUGCGGUGCAGUGGUUGGAGGCGGCUCCCAAGGAGCGGGGUCCCAGCGCUGCCGAAGUCUUCAAGUGUGUCCGCUGGACACACUUCACCGAUGAAGAUCGGAAUUACCUGGAAGAGCUGUUGACCAAACCUAUUGUGAAGAAGUACUGUCUGGACCUUAUGGAAGGAGCCCUGCAGAUGCGAUAUGGUGACAUGUUGUACAAGUCUCUGGUGCCAAAGCCAGAGAGCAGCAGCGCCUGCAGCAGCAGCAGCAACAACAACAACAGCAGCGGCGGCGGCAGUGGCGUUGGCUGCGGCGGCAGCAGCAGCAGCUGCUCUGUUGUAUCUGUGGCAGAAAAUCCACCCCAGAGGCUGGGUGUGUGUGCCAAGAAGAUGGUGAUCUUCUUUGGCCAUCCCAGAGAUCCCUUUCUGUGCUGUGACCCUUACUCGGGGGACAUUUACAAAGUGCCAUCACCUCUGACCUGCCUUGCUCACACCAGGACUGUAACCACCUUAGCUGUCUGUGUCUCUCCUGACCACGACAUCUAUCUGGCCGCCCAGCCCAGGAAAGACCUCUGGGUGUACAAACCAGCCCAGAAUAGUUGGCAGCAGCUGGCAGACCGCCUGCUCUGCCGGGAGGGCAUGGAUGUGGCCUACCUCAACGGCUACAUUUACAUUUUGGGUGGGCGGGACCCGAUCACCGGAAUUAAACUGAAGGAGGUGGAGUGCUACAGUGUUCAGAGAAACCAGUGGGCACUGGUGGCUCCCCUGCCUCAUUCUUUCAUUUCCUUUGACCUGAUGGUGAUUCAGAACUAUCUGUACGCCCUCAACAGCAAGCGCAUGUUCUGCUUUGAUCCCAGCCACAACAUGUGGCUGAAGUGUGUGUCUCUGAAGCGCAACGACUUCCAGGAGGCCUGUGUCUUCAAUGAUGAGAUUUACUGCAUCUGCGACAUCCCAGUCAUGAAGGUGUAUAACCCGGUGAGAGGGGAGUGGCGGCAGAUUAAUAACAUUCCCCUGGUGUCGGAGACCAACAACUACCGGAUUAUCAAUCACGGCCAGAAACUGUUGCUGAUCACCUCGCGCACCCCGCAGUGGAAAAAGAACCGGGUGACCGUGUACGAAUAUGACAUUAGAGGAGACCAGUGGAUUAACAUAGGUACCACAUUGGGCCUCUUCCAGUUUGAUUCUAACUUUUUCUGCCUCUCGGCUCGCGUGUAUCCUUCCUGUCUCGAACCCGGUCAGAGUUUCCUCACGGAGGAGGAAGAAGUCCCCAGUGAAUCUAGUACGGAGUGGGAUUUAGGUGGGUUCAGCGAGCUAGACUCUGAGUCAGGGAGUUCAAGUUCUUUAUCCGAUGAUGAUUUGUGGGUUCAGGUAGCCCCUCAGUGACCUGCCUAGGAUGGGCGGUUGGUUCCAGAUUAAGUUGAAACACUGAGGUGUUGGUACUGCUUUGGAAAGUUAUCUUAACGAGAUACCCUUUUCCUCUGCUGGGAAAAAAAAAAAAAAGUUGAUUAAUUUCAGGUUUGGUUUAGAAAGGGUAUUGUUUGAAAUACUAAUGUAAGUUAAUGUUACCGAAUUUAAACAUGAAAAGAAAUCACCCUAUUUAAUAAUUUACUGUUCUGAAAGUCCAGUGUUGAUUUAACUGUUAAGUAUUUUUAUGUUUGAUCACGUUAUAAGUCAGUUGUAAUCAAUAGUCUUCUAUGAUUAAACCUUACAUUCCGUCUUGUGCCGCAAGUACUUCAACUUGAAUUUUAAUUUCUACAAUAGAAAACUGAUUGGAUAGGAAUUCCUUGAGAGGGUUGGAAAGCAUAUAUUUUCCUUCAGAUCAGUGUAGUAGGUUUCCAAAAUGUUAAACUAGUGGGUUUUUACAAAAUGUGUUCUAACUUAACUAUAGUCUGCUAAGUUUUAGUUCAGUUUUCUCCUCUGUUGUGGAAAAAAAAAAAUAUAUAUAUAUAUGUUUAAUGUGACCGAAUGGUGAUUUCAUUUGUGAUUAUGUACCAAAUGCCAUAAGCUCACUGAAAGUAAAAACGAAAAAACCAGGAUUCUACUUACUCUUUGACAAGAUAUUUCAGUUUUCAAUCUGUAGUAUAACAUAUGUAUUUGCAAAUAGUGACCAUAUUUUCCAUCUAAAAAAGCCCAUUCCAGUAGUGUCACCCAUCACUGAAAAACGUUACAAAAAAAUGCAGAAAACAGCAACUUGGUGUGUAGGUUCAUACUUUUAAUCUGUGCUUGAUCCAUGCUUCAUUGAAUCGGAGGAGUAAUCCUUUUCUUCACUGGACAUGAUGGUGAACAUUUUUAUCCAUUGUCUUAAAAAGUUUAUGUGAUUCUUAAAAUAUUUUUGGCUGUACAGUUUUGGUGUUUGAUCUUAGGUGAUUUGUCAACAAGAUGUGAUUAUUCUUUCCUGUUUUGUGAGGUAAGAUUGGUUUUGAGAGUACGUAUCAGUUAAGAACAGUAUUUUAUUGAAAUCACUAGUUAUUGUGUCUAUCAACUCUGAAAUCAAGUGCCAGCAAAGAAUUUUAAAUCUUUCAGUUGUGUACAGAACUGUUUUGUGUAGCAUUGAGAUACUCUGUCAGUUUUGUAGGUUGCUAAAUGUUAUUAUCAGCUUAAAGGUAUUUUUCUAUUAAAAAGUUUACAGUUAAAUAACACAAGUGGAUGAUAGCAUUUGGGGCCCGUAGUGAAAGUAUAUUUCGUCUAAAAGAUUUCUCUAUGCAGUGGUGUACAUGGCUAUUUUAUUAUGGUAUUUGUAUCUGUUCUGUGUUUCUCUGAACCAAGCUCCAGUCUUUGUUUCUCUCAGCAUAUGUAAGGGAAAGAAGGUCCAGAAAUAGAGAAAAAGUCACACAAAGCUGACAUUGCUAAAGACAGGAAGACUUACGUGCUUACCUUUUGAGGGUUUAUUAGCUAAGAGUUGUCAUGAUAACCUGUCCGUGAGGGUUUAUCAGGUAGAGUUGUCAUGAUACCCUGUACAUCAUAAGUGACCAGAUGCUUUUGGUGUAUAACUUUUUCUAUACACAAAAUGAUCUCUCUGAAUCUUCAGUCUUCAUGCAGUUCACCUGCUAAUUCCUCCUCUGUGUUUAUUCUCUCGUGACAGAAGGCUCACAUUUCUUAUACACCCUGGCAGAGUACAGAGGAAUUUCAUCUCUCCAGUAGGGAACUGAAAUUUUUUUUUUUUAAUGGAAAUACCAUGGAUGAAAAUGGAGAGAAAGACAGAAAAGGAAAAGGUAUUAAAAAAAAAAAAAAAGGUGACGGUAUUCUUAGCCAUUUUUGAUGGGCCAUUUGAAGAGUCUUCAGAACAUUCCUCUUCACCAUUUUUCAAGAAGUAAGAUGCUUGCUUCUCCUGCCAGUAUAUGUUCCCUCCAAAGGGCAAACAUGCUUUUCGUUGCCUAAGGAUAAAUUUUGUUCCCUUUGACAGCAGGGUUGUCGUAAGCACUGUACUUAACACAAAGCUGUUUCUCAAUAGUGGGUUCGUGGGUUUUGGUUUUUGGGUUUUGGUUUUUGGGGGGUUUUUUUUUGGCCAACUUUUUCUUCACCAGUAACUUCUUGUUGAUAGCAUUUUCUUUUUGUCCGACGGAACUAGAGCAGUGAUGAUCUCAACCAGAUUAUCCACCUGCAGAAUUAAGGUAUGCAACGGAUUGAUAAGAGACAGAUUCUCCAGUUGUCAUUUUCAGCCUUUGCGUUAAAACCUACGCUAACUAGUAGUAGUAACAUCUUGGGUUACAAAGAGGUUUUCUUGGGAAGAAUUUUUUGGUUUCGUGAUAUAUCUGUGAAUUAGAAAAUAGCUGUUAAUCAUUAUUUUAUGGAUAAGUGAUUUGUAUGUGAUUAGUUACAAAUAAAACAUACUAGAACCCAG